UGCUUUGAAUUAAAUCAAAUUUGUUUAACAAAAAGAUUAUGAUGAAGGUGAAAGUAGAGCGCUCUAGUGAUCCCAAUGAAUCCGUCCAGAUCAGCGGAGACGUGACCAUCAAGGAGGAGGAGACGUACGACGACAAACUGCUGUUUGUGAAUGCCAUAGCCAAGCCCAUGGCGGGCAAGAAGCUCGCCAAGAAGUGCUAUAAACUGGUCAAGAAAGCCAUGAAACACAAGACCUAUCUGCGAAAUGGUCUUAAGGAUGUGCAGACCCGUUUGCGAAAAGGAGAGACUGGCAUUUGCAUCUUUGCUGGCGAUGUGACACCUGUGGACAUCAUGUGCCAUCUGCCUGCCGUCUGCGAGGAGAAGGGCAUUCCCUAUGCCUACACCCCAAGUCGUGCAGACCUGGGUGCUGCCAUGGGCGUCAAGCGGGGAACAGUUGCGCUGCUCAUCCGCCAAAACGACGACUACAAGGAUCUGUACGACGAGGUCAAGGAGGAGUUGUCCGGCCUGAAUGUCCCCAUCUAAGCCUUUAGGAUUAAGUCUUGUAUCACCUUUAGAAUCUAGUUAAGCUUUAUAAACUAAUAAAGGUCAGGCUCCCCUUCCCAUUUGGGAGGUCUUGCUGCUGCCAAAUAAAUCCAAA
Molecule: messenger RNA, 636 nt
Organism: Drosophila persimilis
Lineage: Eukaryota; Metazoa; Arthropoda; Insecta; Diptera; Drosophilidae
Gene: NHP2
Product: H/ACA ribonucleoprotein complex subunit 2-like protein
Exons: 2
Coding region: 39-521 (160 amino acids)
Biological process (GO): snRNA pseudouridine synthesis; rRNA pseudouridine synthesis
Cellular component (GO): box H/ACA snoRNP complex
Molecular function (GO): box H/ACA snoRNA binding
Source: RefSeq, a predicted model, not a curated record